AUGUCGAUGAAACGAAGCUCGCCGAUAAUUCGCAGCGAAAUAAAAAUAAAAAAAAUCUCAUUUCAAAGUUCGACGUCGACAACAAAGAUGCGAAGCUUAACCCUCGGGCUUCUCCUGGCCUCGAGGGCCCUAUCCAGCCCUCACUCGACAAGCCUCUCUGAAGUACCCACCGCAACAAUACAACCCAAAGGAAGCGGCAAUUCCAAGACGAUAUUCGUCGGCCGCACACUUCAUGAAUUUGACCAGGACGUUUUCCUCGGAAUCAAAUAUGCCGAUGAUCCGAUUCGUUUCACGCCGUCGGAGCUGAAGACCAAAUAUGCUUCGAACGAUAGUAAUUCGGGUCCCUUAGAGUCUUCUGGUACUGCGCUGUCCUCUACGAAGUCGGUGCUUUACAAUGCCACGGAAUAUGGCUAUGACUGCCCUGGCUAUGGAUCUGAUACGACUAAUUUGGUCAAAAUGGGUCUCAUUGAGCUCAAUGAGGAUUGUUUGAAUUUGAAUAUUAUUCGACCUAAAGUGCAGCGCGGAGUUGAUUCACAGGAAUUGCUUCCUGUUAUGCUGUGGAUAUUCGGUGGUGGUUGGAGCCAAGGGGCGACGGCUGAUCCUCGAUACAACAUGAGCUACAUUGUUCAGCAAGGGGCAUUGAAUGACAAGCCGGUCUUGGGUGUUUCUAUCAAUUAUCGACUGUCAGUUUUUGGAUUUUUGGAUUCAGAGGAAGUCAGGGCCGAGGGAAAUACAAACCUGGCGCUACGUGAUCAGCGUGUUGCUAUGCGCUGGGUGAAGCAGAACAUCAAAGCGUUCGGAGGAGACCCAGAUAAAAUCACCAUCUGGGGCGAGUCAGCAGGGGCCUAUAGCGUCGGAGCUCACCUCGUGACGAACAAUGGCAAUAAUGAAGGCCUCUUUAGAGCUGCAAUCAUGGAGUCUGGAAACGCAGUCGGACCACCGUAUAAUGGCACCGAAUGGCAUCAGCCGAUGUAUGAUCGCAUCGUUGAUCGAGCCGGAUGCACAAAUUCAUCAAGCACGCUCAAGUGUCUUCGUGGCCUUCCCUACGAGACAAUCUAUAGCGCAGCAUACGAAGGACUCGAGUGGUUCGCGACAAUUGACGACAAUUUCAUCACUCAGUAUCCCCAGAUCAGCUAUAAAGAAGGUAAAAUCGCCAAGGUACCCAUUCUGCUCGGCACGAAUACAGACGAGGGUACGAGUUUCGGGACAACAGGGACAAAUACCGACGAAGAGUGCAUCGCGCAGCUAAUAUCCUCAAAGCGCUGGGUUCUAACCAGGACCCAAGCCACGGAACUCCUCUCCCAUUACCCCAACAUAGCAGCACUGGGCUGUCCAUACGGCUGGGGAAACGUCACCUGGCCAAGUCUGGGACUUCAGUAUAAGCGGUACGAAUCUAUGGCCGGAGAUAUUGCAAUGGUAGCACCGCGCCGAAUGCUGGCAAGUACCAUGGCACAGUCGGUGGAAAAUGUGUAUUCAUACCGCUGGGAUGAAGCAGCGCUGAACACGUCUACAACUAUUGGGGUUCAACAUUUUGCAGAGAUACCGUUUGUUUUCGCCAACCCCGUGCAAAAUAUAACGUCCCUGGGAUCUGACCCUGCUCGCUUGGAGCUGGGCCAGAUGGCUGGUCGGAUGUGGACUUCUUUUGUUACGGAUUUGGAUCCAAAUGGCCAUGGAGUUGCGCAAAUUCCAAAAUGGCCGAGCUAUUCGUCAAGAUUCGCCAAUUUCGUUUUUCGGCUGCCGCGGAAUGAGAGUUAUGUCGAAGCGGACUAUUAUCGUGCAGCUGGGAUUGAUUUUAUCAAUACUAUUGUUCGAUAG
Penicillium argentinense is the source of this 1815-nucleotide messenger RNA. Its product is annotated as putative triacylglycerol lipase (LipA). The record is from RefSeq and is a predicted model, not a curated record. The transcript is spliced from 9 exons. NCBI's taxonomy places the organism in Eukaryota, Fungi, Ascomycota, Eurotiomycetes, Eurotiales, Aspergillaceae. Bases 1 to 1815 code for a protein of 604 amino acids.